AUGCAAGGCUCAUCCGUUGAGAAAAUCUUACGGGAAGGUCAUGAUGCCUAUCUCGAGCAAGGAAACCACAAAAAGGCAAAGGAGAUUUUUGAGAGAGUGUUGAAGACACAAAUUAAAGAGUUAGGGGAAGAUGAUCUUUCUGUGGCCAAGACACUCAGUUACAUUGGAGAUAUGCUGUCAUCCGAAGAAAUUUAUAGUGAAGCCUUUGAAAAAUUCGAAAAAGCUCUUGAGAUACAGCUAGAGAAAUUGGGAGAAAAACAUCCCGAUACAGUAUUCACCUACGAAAACAUCGGCAGGGCCUUUCUGGGAAGAGUUAACACUAUCACUGCAAAUGCAAAACAUAAGUUUGCAGAAGCAACCAAGGUACAAAGACACGUGCUUACGACACUUCUUCACGUGCAUGGGGAGGACCACCCUGGCGUUGUAAAGUCAUACAAUCUCAUUGCGUUGCUGUUGCAAAACCAAAAAAGAUCUGACGAUGCUCUUCAGAUGCUUGACAAAAGCAUCGAAAUAUGUUCUCGACUGCAAGGACUGUGUGAAAUCAGCAAAAUGGAUUUAUUGGGAAGGGCGUUUCUCACUAAAGCAAGCUGCUUUCAAGCAUUGGGAAACUUGGAAGGUGCCACGGAGAUGUUCACCAAUUUGCUACAAGUGCAAAAGGAAGCGCUGGGUGAAAUGCACCCCGCGACAGCACUGGGCCAUACAUGUCUUGCAAACGCAUAUGGCCAGCGGGGGAUGCUGCAAGAUGGCAUCAAAGCUAACAUGAAAGCCAAUGCUAUUUACCGAACAUCUUUCGGCGAUGGUCAUCCUUGCACAGAGAAGCUUGUGACUACCAUCCAAUCGUUAAAACGAGACGAGAAGGCGAAAACACUGGUCGAACAGGGAGUAGCAAUGAAGGCGCAAGGCCAUUCGGAAAAGGCAGAACAAUUCUUCCAUCAGGCGCUGGAUAUAUGCGUCGAAGCUUUUAGUGAUCCUCAGCAUGUUCCCCAUAUCGCAGCAUCCUACGAGAAUCUUUCACAUAUCAAAGUGGAACAGGGUUUGCUGGAAGAUGGCAUUGCUGCAAGUGUCAAGGCCCUCAAAAUUCGUCGAAGAACACUUGGGGACGAUCAUAUUGACACAAGGAAGCGUAUGGAUGUCCAUAGGUCUUUGCUGAAACGUCUCUUGGAGGAUCGGAGCUAA
Cylindrotheca closterium is the source of this 1176-nucleotide messenger RNA. Lineage: Eukaryota; Bacillariophyta; Bacillariophyceae; Bacillariales; Bacillariaceae. The record is from the annotation of a GenBank genome assembly.